AUGAUUGUCAUAUUUGGUGGAGCUUUCUUUGCGUUAGGGAAUAUCAAUCCCUCACCUGAAUUGAGUAUAUAUGGUGACCCAAAAACAGCUGAUGUUAGGUACAUGUCUGGAGCUGAUAUCACUGUUGUUGGGAUAAACAUCAGUAGCCAAUUUAAGCUAACAUGUGAGUGA
Messenger RNA from Eruca vesicaria subsp. sativa (arugula), 171 nucleotides. The record is from the annotation of a GenBank genome assembly. Lineage: Eukaryota; Viridiplantae; Streptophyta; Magnoliopsida; Brassicales; Brassicaceae.